Lymnaea stagnalis (great pond snail) is the source of this 1663-nucleotide messenger RNA. NCBI's taxonomy places the organism in Eukaryota, Metazoa, Mollusca, Gastropoda, Lymnaeidae. The record is from the annotation of a GenBank genome assembly.
GGAAAUGAUUUGUGAUGGCUUGUAAGGAAAUGAUUUGUGAUGGCUUGUAAGGAAAUGAUUUGCGAUGGCUUGUAAGGAAAUGAUUUGUGAUGGCUUGUAAGGAAAUGAUUUGUGAUGGUUUGUAAGGAAAUGAUUUGUGAUGGCUUGUAAGGAAAUGAUUUGUGAUGGCUUGUAAGGAAAUGAUUUGUGAUGGCUUGUAAGGAAAUGAUUUGUGAAGACUUGUAAGGAUAUGAUUUGUGAUGGCGUGUAAGCAAAUGAUUUGUGAUGGCUUGUAAGCAAAUGAUUUGUGAAGACUUGUAAGGAUAUGAUUUUUGAUGGCUUGUAAGCAAAUGAUUUGUGAUGGCUUUUAAGGAAAUGAUUUGUGAAGUCUUGUAAGGUUUCAGAAAGCUUCUAUGAAUAGAUUUGAUUAUUGCAAUUCGAAAUUAUGCAAAGAUCUGUUUCUUGUAUAUAAAUGUUUGAAUAGAUACGAAUGUUGCAUAUGAAUUUAUGGAUAAACAUGGCUGCUGUAUAUGGUACUAUACAUCAAUAAGGCUGUUUCAUAUUAUAUGAAUUUAUGCAUAGCUCUGGUUGUUAUAUGUCAAUGUAUGCAUACACGUGGCUUCGUUAUAUCAAAAAUAUGAUUACAUUUUCUUACCGUGCCUUUGUUUACACAUACAGAUCUAAGGAGAUCACGUGAUUCUGCUGAGCAUUUUGGCUAUUUAUAACUUCGUUUGUUGCUAGUUGAUUUAAAUUUAAUUAAACAGCUUGAAAUCAUGGUGAGGGAAUAAGCGGGUGAACUCCGUACCUACGCAGGCAGAGGAUCAUCAAUCAAAAAAAAAAAAGAAAAAAAAGACUGGUUGCUUAAUGAUAUGACCGGGUUGCCAUGAUGUUAUAGGGUUGUUCUAAUGUGACCCGGUUGCCAUGAUAUGAAGGAAGAAAUCUGCAGCAAUAGCUCUUCGACAAAUCACCUUGGUCAUGGACUAAUCUCCACUAUCAUGGACUAAUCUCCACUAUAAUGGACUAAUCUCCACAGUCAUGGACUAAUCUCCACUGUCAUGGACGAGUCUCCUCUGUCAUGGAAAAAAUAACCUCCGUUAUACGAAUGAAUCUCCUCUAUCAUGGACGAAUCUCCUAUGUAAUGGACGAACCUCCUCUGUCAUGGACGAAUCUCCGUGCCUUUGUAUGCCCUGAAGAGUAGGAUAACGACACAACCAGGUGUUAAACUGGACCCCGGGAGGGGGGGCGAAUGCCUUCAUAUGAAAGGACCAAAGCAAACAACCGGUUAUAGGCUCAAAGAAUGCCUUCAUAUGAAAGGACCAAAGAAAACCACCUGUUAUAGGCUCAAAGAAUGCCUUCAUAUGAAAGGACCAAAGAAAACCACCUGUUAUAGGCUCAAUGAAUGUCGACUUGCCAUGGUUUUCAAAAUGCUUGAAAAUCAGAGCGCUCACCCAUACCAAACCAUAUCAGUUAGGCGACAUCUGCAUGAUGGCCCCACUGGGAUGGAAUAAGCCGGACACUUAUGUAUCGUUGUGGUGCGACGUUCCAGCCACAGAUAAGUUAGUAUCGGUAUCAGGAAAGAACUCGUGCGUCUUUAUUUAGUGCCAUGCCAGCUGUAUGUAUUCAACGAUUGACUGUAUUCUAUUUUGCCGUCCAGAGUUUUGCAUUUAUAUGACAAUCAUCUCAA